GUGCAAAUGAAAUGAAUGCUUCGCUCUCUCGCCGUGCGCAAGACGUCGAGUGGAAACGUUUGUCCCGGCAAAUGUUUCAAUUUCUUCAAUUUUAGGUAAAUGCAAUAAAAAUCAAUAUCGCCAUUGUCCAUGACCGCAAAGUUAUGCAGUGAUCGUUACGUAGUUUUCGAUCUUCUUACGAUCGUUUAGAAAAUAAAAUUCUUUACGUUUGUUCCGAGACGCCCGCCAAGAAAUCUUCUGCCAACGAGAAAACACUAAUAAAAAAUGGCAAGUAAACGGUCUGCAACAACAGAAUUAAAUCAUGAUAAUUGGAAUGAAGAGAAUGAACCAGAAGAGGCGGGUACGUUUGCAAAAGCAGCAAGCGAUGUACUCGAAAAGAGAGUUAUGAAAACAGCUAGACGUCACUUUCCAUCAAGAGAUGGCGCUAUGAAAAGCGCAUUUGGAACAUUUGCAGGUUUCAAAACUACUUCUGCAACUAGUUCGUCCCCAUUUGGUUUUUUAGCUAACGUAAGCACAACUUCUACUACAACUACUGCUACAUCAGCGGCAACUUUAAAUACAAGCAACAGGAAUAUCGCUAGCAAUGGUUCUAAAAUUCUUGAAACUGAUACAAAUAAAGUGGAAGACACAGUUAAAGUACAGACAUUGUCGAGUACAAGUUCAAGCAAAACAGUUUUACCUGAGCAAGGGAAUGAAAAUACAAAGAGUCAUUCAUCAGAAUAUUACGCGAAAUUGAAAGGACUGAACGAGAGCGUUGCUGCAUGGAUAAAAACUCACGUAGAUGCAAAUCCAUUUUGUAUAUUAACACCUAUAUUUAAAGAUUAUGAGAAAUAUUUGAAGGAGAUCACAUUGAAAGAAGAGAGCACAAAGAGACGAGCUUCGCAACAUGUGACACAAACUGCACAAAACGAUAAUCAAAAGGAUACAAGUGCAGAGAAAAAACUUGACACUUCCUCAUUUGGCACUUCAAAUACAAAUACAAAAUCUGUUUCAACUGCAGGAACAGAUUGGAAACCCGAAAAGUCGAUAUUUUCCAAUAUCACUACAAAAUCGAUAUUCGGUAAUACGGAAAAAAAGGAAAGUCCUAAAUCUCAAUCGAUAUUCAGCAAUACAGACAUAACUCCUGAUAAAGGUAGAUCUAUUUUUGGAAACAUAGAAUCGAAUGUCGCUAGUAAGAGUAUAUUUGGUAAUGCAAAUGUGGAAAGUAAUCCCUUCUUACACAAAUCCUCUGCUAUUUCGGAUGAAGGGAAAACGAACGAAGAAGACAUGAAAUCUGAUACAAAAUCUGUAGCUCCUACUUUUCCAGUUUCCACUUUUAGUUUUGGACAAAGUUCCACUACUAAUAAUGUGACUGCUGGAUUUAGCUUUGGAAGUGCAAAGCCAUUUUCAUUUGCCCCUCAAGCAGUGAAACCGCAAGAUUCCGAGGAUAAAACGGAUAAUGAAAAUAAAGAUGAAGAAGAUGAAGAACCACCAAAACCAGAUUUCAAACCAGUAACUGAAGAAGGUGCUGUUUAUGAACAACGAUGUAAAGUUUAUAUAAAGAAAGAUGACAACUUUAGUGACAGAGGUGUUGGCAUGUUAUAUUUGAAACCAACACCAAAUGAAAAGACACAAUUGAUAGUACGCGCUGAUACUGCUUUGGGUAAUUUAUUACUCAAUACUUUAUUGACUCAAAGUAUUCCUAUCAAACGCAUGAACAAGAACACGAUAAUGUUAGUCUGUCUACCAAUGCCAGACUCUUUACCACCACCAGUCCCAAUGUUAUUAAGAGUAAAAACUAGUGAAGUUGCGGAUGAACUAUUUGAAACAUUAAAUAAACAUAAAAAUAGAAAAUCAAUUAGGUGACUAAAUGACUUGCAGAUUGGAGCAAUUUUAUUUUUUUUAUAUUCUCAUGCUAAGAAUCAAUAAAUAUAGUUAUAGUAAUAAAUCCUAAUUCAUACUUAAUGUGUAAUUUGUUCAUUAAUUAAUAAGGUGUCCAGGUUUGUUAAUUGUCCAUUAAAUAAAAAAUUUGUAAAUGUAAAUUUUGCAAAAAUGCUCAGAAAAUUAUAUAAUACUUAAACAUUAAAAGUCACCAAUAAUGAGUAAAUAAAGACAUUUCGCGAAUUAAAAAAAUGAUCAAUCUUUCCUAAUUGUUACUUCAUCUGUGCAGACAUUGUAAAAAAAUGUAAUUAAUGUUUUCUUAUUAAGUUCUAGAUCUCAAAUAAGAGAUAUAAUUAUUUUUGAAAGGAUAUCUUUAUAUUUACAUGUAUGGCAUUAUUUGGAAUGAUGUUACUUGGAUGAUUGUUGCUAAUAUAAUCAGUAAUAUGUAAUAAUAAUACAGUGAACAUAUAUGUACAUAGUAGAAACACUAGUAUAUAUUAAAUAGGUAAUCUACCUAUACACAUGUAAUGGCUGCUGAAAUAUUCUGUACUCUAUUAUAAGUACAAAAAAAUACAGAUUACAUGAAAUUA
Nylanderia fulva is the source of this 2450-nucleotide messenger RNA. It is a transcript of the gene Nup50, whose product is annotated as nuclear pore complex protein Nup50. NCBI's taxonomy places the organism in Eukaryota, Metazoa, Arthropoda, Insecta, Hymenoptera, Formicidae. Gene Ontology annotation, biological process: protein import into nucleus. The record is from RefSeq and is a predicted model, not a curated record. Gene Ontology annotation, cellular component: nuclear pore.